AUGGAGCAGGCCUUCAAGGUCGUGGAGAUCGAGCUGGUGCUCAUGUACGAGUCCAUCCACUCUAAGGCCCCCGUGAUCCACGGCUGGCUCGGCCGGGGCCUCCGCGUCUUCACCCUCGCCGCGCCGGUCGUGUCGCUUGUGCUCUUCGCGCGCGCCGCCGGCGACAUGCGAGGCUACGCGCGCGUCGACGUCCACAUCUCCUACGUGCUCCUUGGCGGCGCCGUCUUCUUGGAGACCUACGCCAUCCUCCUCAUGGUCAUCUCCCCCUGGACCUAUGCCGACCUGCGAGCCAGCGAGCGGCUCCGGCCGGCGCCUAGGGCGGUGCUCUGGCUCAUCAAGCUCUUCCAGCCGGAGACUAGGCCAAGGUGGUCGAACCGGAUGUCGCAGUACAACCUCAUCAGCUACUGCCUCAACGACGAGCCCCGCUGGUACAAGGGGCUCAUGGAACGGCUGGAGUGGCGGUGGAACUUCCGUGUGAAGACGAUGUGGGACAGCUGGAGGUACACGAAGAAGAUCACCGUGCCGAAGGAUCUCAAGCGGCUCGUCUUCGAUCAGCUCAAGAGCAAGGCGAACAGCACCAUGGACCUCAAGAGCUACCAGAAGCUCGGCGAGCACCGGGCCAGUGGGCGCUCCAGCGCAAGGGCCAGACGGCCUGUACCAGCAGCUGGGGUGGAGCGUCGACUGCGAGUUCGACGACAGCAUCCUGCUCUGGCACAUCGCCACCGACCUCUGCCUCUACGCGAGCAAGGACGACACCUAGCAGAAGCAGCGGUGAUGAUAUCCAUCUGCAUGCUCUACCUCCUGGUGAUGCGCCCGUUUAUGAUGACAGUGAGCAUCGGGCAGAUCCGGUUCGGCAACACCUGCGCGGAGGCCAAGGGCUCCUUCCGGCGAGCAGACGAGGCCGGGGACGAGGCCGGCUGCGUGGAAAGGCUCCGCGCCGUGGACACGUCCAUCGUGGAGCCGCGGGACGUCAAGGGGGACCGGAGCAAGUCGGUGCUGUUCCAGGCGUACAAGCUCGCCCAGCAGCUGCUGGAGCUGGAGGGCGCCACGGAGGCCAAGCGGUGUCGGCUCGUCGCCAGCGUGUGGGUGGAGAUGCUCUGCUACGCCGCCGGCAAGUGCAGCGGCAGCGCCCACGCCAGGCAGCUUAGCCAGGGCGGCGAGCUGCUCAACUUGGUCUGGCUGCUCAUGGCGCAUUUCGGCGUUGGCGACCAGUACAGGGUCGAGUCCGGCCACGCCAGGGCCAAGCUCGUUGUUGAUAGAUAA
This is a messenger RNA of Setaria italica (foxtail millet), 1263 nucleotides long. RefSeq lists its product as uncharacterized. The transcript has a single exon. NCBI's taxonomy places the organism in Eukaryota, Viridiplantae, Streptophyta, Magnoliopsida, Poales, Poaceae. The record is from RefSeq and is a predicted model, not a curated record. The coding region runs from base 1 to 1263 and encodes 420 amino acids.